GAAAAACACAAUACGCUUUGAGCAGCCUUAGGGCUUUAUCGUUUUCAUCGAAGUUAAAAAGUUUAAAAGUAUUUUAUGGAUAAUGUAGCUCAGGACUUUGACGUACUAUAGAUAAUCCCAAAACUCUGCGCUGUUACAUUAACUACGGACUUAUGUUUUUGUACUAUUUAUUUUACUAGUGGAUUUAAAGAAGAGAAGAAAAGACACCAUUGUUCGAACUGGAUUCUCUAACGUAAGUUUUGAAGGCAGCAUGCUAACAAGCUAAUCUUUAGCCGAACGUGAGUCUAAACUUAGGGGCUGAAUACACACACUGCUGGAGGUUGUUGUUGCACAGGAUGAGAGGGUUAAACUAUUGACAGCAGUAUCAUUCAUUAAAAUGCUGUGUUUAAUUUACGGUAUUGCAUUAUCCUGUACAAAGCAGUGUGGUGCAGAUAUUUCUAAAUGGAGAUUUUAAGGAUAGAAAUCGAUCAUACUCGAUGGCUCGGAAAUCAUAUGAUCGCAUGUUUUACGAUUUGUUGAUGCUUAUUUAAAAUAUUUACAAAAACACAAAUGCACCUUGAAUUAUAGUUUAUAAAAUACUUUCUUCUCAAUAUAGAAAGUCUCGUAGUUCAUGUCAGUAACUUUAUGUGUGUGAUUAUGGCCACCCUCAUACAGAUGUCGUCCUACUUUCACUUAAACCAUAGGUUUUAACGAGCCUUUUAUAUCUUCUUACUUACACAUGUAUUUUAACAGCAUGAACUGUAAAAGUUGGAGUGGAUGUACAUGACUGCAUUACAAUGUGUUCCUGUAUUUGCUUUCCUUCGUGUUUGUUACUAAAGUGGACAAAAUUUAAGGGACACCAUUCACUAUGCCAAUAAUAAAUAAGAUACAAAGUCCAAUAAUCACCUGUCAAAUCGAGCCAAAAGAAAAUCUGAUGCAAUGCCUUCCUGAAAUUAGAGUUUUAUGAUAGAUCUGCUGUGUAGAGUUGCAUUAAAUGGCCCUGGUGUUCAUAAUAUUUUGGCUUGUCAUUGUAUGUGUCCCUUGAUAAAUUAUAUUUCAGAAAAAUGUCCCUCUGCAAUAGGCCUUCAAAUACUAGGCUCCAUUUUUGCCUAGUUAUAGUAAGGUGUUAAUUCACAACAGAUGUUAUAUUGUCUAUUUGAAGUACUGUACUUUUCUGCACUGUGAAGUGAAGUUUCUAUACAAUGGAUAUAGCAUGUUCAUUAUGUAAACCUAUGUAGAUUUACUCAUCAAACUGGCUGCUUGAUGUGUAUAAAUCAUCUGUUUUUCUCAGUGUACUGAGUGUAAUAUAGUGUCAAAUCUUUAAAACAGUGUGUCUAUAGAUAUGUAGGGAUGGGAAUCGGGAAUCGGUUCUUGUUGAGAACUGGUUCCAAAUAGUUCAAUCCAUCUACAUCAUUUACAUUUUAUCUGAACGAUUUAUCUUAACGAACGGGAACAGAAACAGAGGAAAAAAACUGAGUUACACUGAGUUAGACGUUUAACGGAGUAAGAAGUGCAUAAAAAACACUCGACCCGACCAAAAAAAUCCCAAAGGUUUCGCACACAAGUCCGCCCUGCGCAGUAGUGUCCACUCUUUGGGGAUUCAGAAUAUGGUCACGCUAACGCGUGUCCUGUGUGAACAUUAACACAAUGUAUGCCAGAAAUGCUGCAAAAACACAUUUUUGUUUGAUUAUUUUUAGACUCUCACUGAAGGUGGCGUACAUCUUUUUCUGUUAUGAGAGACUCAAUAAAAUUUUGAGUUAACGGUGAAAACCUAUAGUGUACUUUUUUUUAAAUCAAAGAGAGGCAUUGAUAUCGUUAAAGAAUUAAAUCGAUUAGAAGAAUUGAUAAUGGCAUCGAUAUCAAUAAAAUCUUAUCAAUUCCCAUCCCUAUAUAUGUGGUAAGCAAAGUAGACAGAUGAACUGAAAAAACCUCAAUAUUCACUGGCAUGGUGUUUUUCCCCUCAGGCUUUCAAGAUAUCCUAUUCCUGUGAGGAAGAGUUAUCGGUGAGUAACUCACUACUCAUGUAGUUGUGUCAGUCUUGUGUUUUGGAGCAGACCUAUGCUGGCUCAUGCUGUAAUAGCGAGUUGUGUUUCCAGAAUUAGAUUUUGCUCUCAGUAGUAGUACUUAUUUCAGGGCAUCAAUGGGCUUUAAGUACAAAGAAAACAAAUCAACUCUUGUGUGUUUAAGAUGAAAUCAUGUCCUGUUUGGGACUCAAAGAGUCACUGACUGCCUGCAGUGACUCUGUUAUUAUGAAACAACUUCUUGUUUCCUGCGAUGCAUCUUUAGUCAUGAAUCAUUUCUUCCUGCUCGACUCUUGAUCAUUGCUCACUGUAGCUUUGUGAGCGCAGACAGACAGUUUCUCUUAAACACACCCUGUUGGCAUAUAAUGGUGGAAAAGGCUGCACCAAUGCUGGCACGCAUAAAUGAGUGAUUAUAAUAAUCUGCAGAAACAUGCACUGCACGGAUUCCCAAAGCUCUGGCCUUUGAUUUGUGUUUGAGCUGCUCACAUUCAGGCAGCUGCAGGGAGAUUAGGGUGAGGAGAGAAGAUUUUAAUACACUUGUACCUUUGUUUAUUUCUUGGACAUAAUGAUUAAUGCUUUAGUAGAAUAAAUUAGAGGAACAUGCACAUAGAAAGGCAAAGAUGGCAAGUCAUAUCUUUUAAAACUAACAAUUCCUUUAAGUGUGUUUUCAGAAAACAAACUUAACUAUGAAUAUUCUCCUAAUUUGGGAUGUAUCUAACAUGAUGACUUUUUUUAUUAUGACAUGACAGUUUGUCUUCUCUGCUUUUAUUCUGUAAAGAAAGUAAAAUAUAAGCUGUUACAACCAUCUGAUAUGCUUACUUAAAGUAUAUGGUUAAUAACUAUGUCUUUGUUAUUCCAUAAUACUUAAAUGAAGAAUUAACCCAGUUUGCUUCAAACUGCUGAGCCUCAUUUCCAGUUUUUCACAUGUGUCUGUGAGAAGGGGCUGCUGGUUAAACUUGGGGGAUGAAUGGGUGUGGUGAGAGUGAUCUCAUGGAGAAAUGAGCUCAUGGUUGGCUCUGGUCUUUAUUUGGUCCUGUGACUGUCUAUCUUAUCCAUAUAGCUUGCUUAUCACUCUUUUUUCCGUUUGCUAAGGUUGCAAACUCUCAGCAUAUUCCUCUGUUUUGCUGUGUUCUCAUGUCUCUUGUAACUUGUGCAACAGGUUGCUGGUUGCAGUUCUUUUUUAGUGACUUCCUCUUUUCUUGGAGACUUUUCCUACCAUCUCUGAUCGAACAGCUCACACGCACACAAAUCGCUGAGUCUGUGUUUAAGAUGGACAGCAUGCCUGUGCUGACCCCAUCCAUUCCUGCUCUCUCUCUCUCUCUUUCUCUCUCUCGCCCUGCCUGCCCUGCUUGUGCACGCUGCUGUUUGGUUGGCGUUGCCCUGGCAACAUGUGGCCAGAAUGAGGCUUCACAUACAGCAUCUUGUGUUCUCUUCACAGAGGGCGGCUGACGAGAGCGAGGUCAUGUGAUGCAAAACAUACAGUAUACGAAAGCGGCCUUGUGGACUGAGGCUCAGGACUCUCCAGCUCAGUCUGACUCUCACAGGGCUACCUUCUUCUGUGAGACACACGUCAUCUCUUUGUUUAGUUUUGCCACCUCUGGACGAAAGACUUUUUUUUUUUUUUCUCGAUUUAAUUUUGGCUCUCGGUUUGAAACGCAACCAUUUUUUCUGGAUCCAGACUGGGGUUUUCCCUCAUAUUAUGCACAUCAAUGGAUACAAAUGGCUCAGUGGUUAGCACAGGAGCUGAGGAGCAGUCAUUUCAUGUCCGCUACAGGUAGGAAACUCUCCUCUCAACUCGGAUAACUUAGCUUCUUAGUUUUCUUUGUUAGUUUUUGAAUAGAAUAUAGUUGUAGGUUAAAAGCAGAAAGUCUGUACUGUUUUGUUGCUUUGAAUAUCUAAAGUUUAAGUGUGAUCUUAAUAGAUCCAGAAUGGAAUUACACAGUGUUACCAUUUUAAAGAGGUGAUGGAGUAUGUUGAAUAAUUGACUGGAAAUUGAAGCUGAAAUUGAGUUUUUGAGUAGGAGCUACUUUGAGUAUGAGGCUUAUUGUGGCUUUGUUGACUAAAGGGAGGUGAAUAUCUGGAACAAAAGAAUAAAAAAAAGACAUCAGCCAGCUGUCCAUAUAUAUACGGAGGUAAAAGAGCUCGGGCAGCAGGUGUGACCUGCCAAACAUGGAAAGCCCUGCUCCAUUUGGCUUCAAUAUUUAACAAGCCCUAAAAAAUUCAUCACUGCACACUUUGUUUUUCUGCACUUGUGCGUCCAACUUAUUCGGAUAGAGUCGGUGUCUGCUUUAGGAUGUCUCUUCUUCAAAAUGAACAUGACUGCACUGUCAGAGCGGUUAUCAUUAUCACUAAAUUUCAGUAGCCCUCACCCUGAAGUCUGCCUGUGUCUUAUACAUUUAACAAAGCUCCUUAGCACUCCCAGGUGCUGUAAUCUGUGAAGUACACACACUCUAUAAGCAUAAUCUUAAGUGACCAGGUCAGAACGGAGAGCUUGAAAAAAAAUCGGAUUAGUGCAGAAAACGCUGACAGAGCACUUUUCCUGCUUGUCUGGGAGGUUUACACUGUAAGAACAUUACUGGGGUCUCAUUGAAAGUUUGCAAACUGGUGUUAAUGACGUCAAAUGAGAAAAUGUUUGAAUAUCACAGUGUAUGGAUGUCAUUUGACCUGCCAGAUGUCUCUCACAUGGUCCACGUGCUGCUGUUGUUGUUCUGAGACACCAAAAGCAAGCAGGUAAUCGGGUAUUUGCUAUUGUGUGAGUUGGUGUUCUUAGCUCGGUAGUAAACAAAGAGUAGGCUUCCCUCAUUCAUCCCUGCUGAUUACAUGAGCUUUAUCCCGUAUUCAGAACACUAUGUUUGCUAUUGUUCACAAAUUACAGCCCUCUGGUAGGUUAAACGCUCUACUCUGUUCCGUGUUUUUGUGUCAUAUUUUUAGCUCUCUAUAGACUUUGUAAACAUUUCUUCUUCUCGUGAUGAAUUGUGGACCUGAGUGUGUUUUGUAUCAGUGUUUCUGGGUCAUUUUUAAACUCUCUGGCACUAACCUGAGCGGCUAAAGGAGGAAAUCUUGAGAUAAACCUACAGAAUGGACUUUGUGUGAAGCUGAUUUCUAUCCAACAAUACCGCUUCCUGUAAAACAAAAGUUGGCAAACUUGCACGUUUAUACUGAGGUGCGCUCGGUUUACAUACGCAGCCUAAUCUGGAGAUGAUCCAUCAGCAGAUAAACCACUGCUCAUUGUUUGACACUCCUUUCAUCUAGCUUUCAGGUGUCUGAUCCUAACCUUCCUUGUAACUGCACAGGGCUCAGCUCUGAACAGCUGUUUAUUUGUACAGUAAAUUUGAUGGUUUCUAAUUUUACUUUUAAAACCAACCUGCAAAUCUCAGUCUUUGGAGCACCUCUGAACAUGGAGACAAAAAUUAAAGCAGAUGUUUUAAAAUGCUUGUGUGGAUCUAAAAUCUACUCUGGGGCCCCCUCUCUGUGACUCGUUUAAGGCAGGACAAAAAACAUUUCAAAAAGUUUUUUCUUUCUCUACAGCAACUAAACAUUAUCCCAAAUAUUGGUAUACUAACAUAUACCCAGUCUUUCCUCUCUGUAUCUCACAGCAAAAAUAACCCCCUUCACUUUUUCUGAGGCAUGUCUAAAGGAUGUGACCAUAACAAACAACCCCCAGUUGGAGCCAUUGUUCUCAGUGGGAGGAAGGAAGCAGCUAAACAACAUUCCCAGUUGAAAGCCUUUGCUUAGAAAGAGGAUUUGGGUUUUGUUCCCUUGUUGUGAGUCGAGUCUGCUCAGUUGGCCGCAGAUUUCAGCCAGAGUAGAUCUACUUCUCCACAACAUUGGCGCUGCCCUUUGAGUUUUUCUUGGGAGUGUAAACAGCAGCUGGUUGAACACUUUCAGAUCUGUGUUUUUGUUUUCGCUGCAGGAUGGAGGUGUCUUGCCUGGAGCUGGCGUUGGAGGGUGAGAGGCUCUGUAAGGUUGGGGACUACAGGGCGGGGGUUUCCUUCUUUGAAGCUGCCAUCCAGGUGGGCACAGAGGACCUGCAGGUGCUCAGCGCCAUCUACAGCCAGCUGGGGAACGCCUACUUUCACCUGCAUGACUAUGCAAAGGCUUUGGAGUUCCACCGGCAUGACCUCACACUUACCAGGUCGGACACAGAGACCCCUAAAACAGAUCAUGAUUGUAUCAAAAUGUAAAACUAAUUCUUUGGUUUAUUUCUUAGGACAAUUGGUGACCUGCUCGGAGAGGCCAAAGCCAGUGGAAACCUUGGUAACACACUAAAGGUGCUGGGGAGGUUUGAUGAGGCUGUGGUUUGCUGCCAGAGGCACUUGGAUAUAGCAAGAGACAUUAACGACAAGGUGAGACGGAAAGGUGUGCAAACAGAUUGAUGAAUACAGUGAAAUGUAGUGGAGAGGGGAGUGUUAAUCUUUGCUACUUCUAUGUUUUUCCUGGAUAUCUGUCAGGUGGGUCAGGCACGAGCUCUGUACAACUUUGGAAACGUCUACCAUGCCAAAGGAAAAAGUAUCUGCUGGAGCGGAGCGGAGCCUGGAGACUUCCCCGAAGAGGUCAUGACAGCACUGAGGAAGGCAGCUGAGUACUAUGAGUAAGUGACUGUUCAGUGAGCUACUUGUUGACAUGUGAUGAAUUGUUAUCCUGUCUUUUGACAUGUGACUGUGUUGUGUAUUUUUAGGGCUAACCUGGCUCUGGUGAAAGAGCUCGGGGAUCGCGCCGCACAGGGCCGAACGUACGGCAACCUUGGCAACACACACUACUUGUUGGGAAACUUUCGCAAAGCUGUGGCUUCGCAUGAACAGGUGUGGUAUUACAAAUUGUAAUAUAUCGACACAAGUGAAGCUCCCAUAGUCUUAUAACUCAUCAAAUAUUUUCCUCUGUCUCUUUUUUAUGCAGCGUUUGCUUAUUGCCAAGGAGUUUGGUGACCGCUCAGCAGAGAGACGAGCUUACUGCAACCUGGGAAACGCCUAUAUUUUUUUAGGAGAGUUUGAAGUGGCAGCUGAGCAUUAUAAGUACGUCACAUUCAACAUUUUAAUCUUUUGAUAUCAUUUACUGUAUUAAAAAAUAUGACAGGGUGGAGACAGGAUUGACUGGGCAAAUACAUCUCUCUGUGUUUCUCCAUACUGCCCACAAGACCCAAAUAAAGGGUGUGGAGUGAGGCGAUUAUCUCCAGUGAAGGAUCGUUUUUGAGGGAGUUGCUCAAUCACUUCAGCUCAGAUUCACUUCCUCUUUUAUCAGCAUGUUAAUAACAAUAAAAUGCAAAAUAUCCUCCUUCACACAAACGUUGAUCCUAGGUGCUUCUUCUGAAAAUGUUAGCCUGUGGCAUUAAGAGAGGCCGGGCAAACUGAUAAAACAGCAGUUUGUCUUUGCAGUGUUUUGAUGAAGCACGUCCGCCUGUUUGUUUUUCAGGAGGACCCUGCAGCUGGCGAGGCAGCUGAAGGACCGAGCUGUGGAGGCUCAGGCCUGCUACAGUCUGGGCAACACCUACACACUCCUCCAGGAUUACGAGAGAGCCAUAGACUACCACCUGAAACACCUCAUCAUAGCCCAGGACCUUAAUGACAGGUAAACAAACACGUGAAGUGUUAGAGGGAAAAAAGUAUUUACACCAAUGUUUGCUGUACUUUAAACUAUUUUCCCCUCAUGUUUUGGCUGCAGGAUUGGAGAGGGCCGUGCAUGCUGGAGUCUUGGAAAUGCCCACACUGCACUGGGGAACCACGAUCAGGCCAUGCACUUUGCUGAGAAACACCUGGAGAUCUGCAAAGAGGUAUGUAAAGUAAAUGAUGGCAGUGCAGACACUGUUGUACGCUGUUUUAAUUUGAAAGCAAUAAAGAAAAAAAAAGAAUCAAUUAGUUGUAAAAUCAGUUUCCUUUUGUGUGUUUUGUUUUUCUAGACUGGGGACAGGAGCGGCGAGCUGACAGCUCGUAUGAAUGUAUCUGAUCUUCAGACAGUCCUGGGUCUGAGUUACAGCACAAAUAACUCCACGCUGUCUGAGAAUCAAGAGAUUGACUACAACCUGCAUGGUGUGUUGGUCAGAUUAUAGUUGAUGAGUUAAAAUCUACAAGUCUUGUUCUUAAAGUGUAGCUGGUCUAACUCUUUUUAAUGCGUUUAGGAGCGAGACCCAGGAUGAGCAGGAGACACAGCAUGGAGAAUCUGGAGCUGAUGAAACUCACUCCAGACAAAAUGAAUGUAAGAGGGUCUCUCAUGUCACACAAAGUGAAGAUUAUGAACCAUGUUGGCAAGAUCAGGCCACAGACAACUGAAUGUCAAUCUCUAUUCUCUCGUCUUUUAUUUUCUCUGGACUGUGAUAAAUAAUCUUUACUUCUGUGUGUGUUGAAGGGUCAGAAGUGGAACAGUGACAUCCUAACCAAACAGUCCAAACCCUCCAUGGCUAAGGCCUCCUCCAAACUCUUCUUCGUCAGCCGUCUGCGUGGGAAGAAAUACAAGACUAGUGGCUCCAGUAAAGUCCUCCAAGACACCAGCAACACCCUGGACAGCAGCCAGACCCCCACACAGGGACCUCAGAAGGUAUACAACAUACACACUUGCCAUGCCUUUUAUUUAGACUCUUACAGAUGUCAUAGUAGAACUAGAACUGAUGUUUCUCAUGCUCCUGUUUUUGUGCUUUGUUAGCGACUCAGUCCAGAGGUGCUUGGGGACGAGGGCUUCUUUGACCUUCUGAGCCGUUUCCAGAGCAACCGUAUGGAUGACCAACGCUGUUCAAUACAAGAUAAGGGCAGCAGGUUAUCUUUGAGUAGUGGUCCAGAGUCGCCUCCAAGAGCCAUCAGGAAAUGUAAGUCGGUGAAUUCACACUCAAAGUUACUCAAAAUAAACAUCUGUGGUAUAACUUGUUUUGACACUUACUUGAUUCUUUUUCUCUCUGUAGCUGUCUCAGAGUCUGCAAACGUCUCUGGAGCCCCUGGCCGGCGGUUAGAGGAGUCCUCAGCAGCUGGGGGGAGCCUGCCGGGUCUCAGGCUCAAUCAAAGCAGCAACCAGGCAGUGCUCAGUCACCUGAUGGCCAACGCUGACAAUGCUGAGCCUGACGAUGACUUCUUUGAUAUGCUUGUCAAGUGCCAGGUACCCCAUAACUCCAGACACCAUCAUGGAAAAGGCCAAUGGUUGCAGGACCCGUACUAAACUUAUGUCCUUUCUCUCCCUCCACCAGGGGUCCCGUCUGGACGACCAACGCUGCGCCCCUCCUCCUCCUCCAGUGCGAGGACCGACAGUUCCAGAUGAGGACUUCUUCAGCCUCAUCAUGCGCUCUCAGGCCAAACGGAUGGACGAGCAGCGUGUCACCCUACCUUCAGCAUCAAACACUACAGCAAGGCCCGACCCCAACUGAGUGUAGCACUAUAGAGAGAGACUGGUGGUUUUUUAACCUCAUGAAGGUGUGGACAGCAGAGAUGACCUGUGGGUGAUCAUGUAGAGGAAAGCCUUGUGUCUCUUUGCCUUUGUCGUUCUGGACAAAAAAAAAGCACUGUCAGCAUUGUAUGUAGUAAACAGUAUGGAAAAAAAAUCUCAAUUUAUUCAAGGACUUGUUUCGCACAACUUGCACAACAACAAACUCUCAGUAGUUUCAGGGACGUAAGUGUUUUUAAAGCUCAUGUUUGUCAGAAGUCCUCAUCCCGCUAACUGCAUUUCAUGUUUUGUGUAUUUUUCAAUGCACAACUGCCGUCAUGUUUGUAUUUAUUGUACUUUUUAUGAUUGUUUUGAUUGAUCUGUCAACUGCCAUCCAACCACUGAAUGUGGUUGUGCUUCUGUGGUGUUAGAGUCUGUGGGGACACACAGGAAAAGUACUGGGUCCAUGUAUUUUGUUCAUAUGUGAGGGUCUUUUUUGUAUUUUAGAGGCACUAUGCCCGGGAAAGGGAAGAGGUAUUUUAAGCAAAGUGUUUGAUAAAAGAAUGAAUUUAACCCGUGUACAGCUCAUACACUAUUUUGUACAAAGCUCUUUGAUGAGGAAUAAAGCCUCAUUUGUAAAAGUG
Xyrichtys novacula (pearly razorfish) is the source of this 9982-nucleotide messenger RNA. The record is from the annotation of a GenBank genome assembly. Lineage: Eukaryota; Metazoa; Chordata; Actinopteri; Labriformes; Labridae.